Macadamia integrifolia is the source of this 3252-nucleotide messenger RNA. RefSeq names its product tricalbin-3. Bases 900 to 2909 code for a protein of 669 amino acids. Lineage: Eukaryota; Viridiplantae; Streptophyta; Magnoliopsida; Proteales; Proteaceae. The record is from RefSeq and is a predicted model, not a curated record. The transcript is spliced from 9 exons. Gene Ontology annotation, molecular function: lipid binding.
AAGGGCUUUCACUACUUUUUUUUUCUUUCUUUUUUAAUCAUGUCAUUGACCACAGACCACGUACAGAGGAAGAGAAUCCCGCGUGCACUUUCCUCCAAAAUUUCUUUUAUCCACGCAAAUGCUGAGGUUUCCGUGGCGAGUGGGUGUGGGACCCUUUCUUUCUCUUCCACUACCACCAAAUCUUUUACAUCUCUACAAAAUGCUACCUCCACAUCCGCUCUUUAUCUCCUCAGAUCAUCCUCAAAGCUAAACCUCAAAAUCCGAAGAAACCCAGUUCAUUUAUUAAUGAUUUCGCUUUCAAUUCACUUACUUGAUUAACAUUCUACUUUUGAAACCAUUUCUCUUGACCCGAAUCUGUCGUGAACGAUUCUCCUUUUCUAUUGCAGUUUUAAUUGAAUUCUGAUGUUCCAUAUCUGGGUUUUCGUUUUCUCAUAGAAAUUUAGACAUUUGUGGAGUUUAAUCAGGCCUCUUCUGAUGUUCCAUAUCUGGGUUUUCGUUUUCUGAUAGAAAUUUAGACAUUUGUGGAGUUUAAUCAGGCCUCUUCUGAUGUUCCAUAUGUGGGUUUCCGUUUUCUCAUAGAGAUUUUGAAAUUUAUGGAGUUUAAUCAGGCCUCUUCUAAUCCGAAGCUAUCCAGGAUAUGUUCUUGGUGAUUUGGGUUUUCUUUAAAGGCUGUAAUUUCGUGGAUAUUUCAAUCUGGUAAGGACUUUGUAUCAUAGGAUUAGUAGCAUUUUGUUCAGCUGUGGAUGAUGGUAUUGCUUUAGUAAGGAAAACACUAUUCUUGCUUAGAUUGGUUAGUGUUUGUGUUAGCCAAUCUGGCCCUGAAUUCAUGUUUACCAGUCUAUUGUGUGUGAAUUGGAAAGCCCGAUUUUUGCUUGGGGCUUUCAGUUUCUGUAGUUUAAAUGAUUUUGCAAUCAGCUGUAUCGCAAAUUUGCUGGGUUUCGCCUUCUGUUUGUCCUUGCAAGAUAGACAGGGUUCGAGGUGGAAGUGGAAAGGGAAGGAAUUCUAGGUUAAAUGGGUGCUCCGGCAAAGGGGUAUUUGUCAAAGUUGUUUCUAAUGGUGGUUUUGGAAGAAAAUGGAUGUCUAGAGCAUGCUUGCUUCCUGGUGAUAGUGGGAACCCAAACUUGAAUUUUGAAUUUCGCAAUUCAGCUAGGAAGGGUGUGAAAUCUUUGGUUGCGAAGCAAUUAUCAGAUGAGUUGGAACAAGGGCAACUGGAGCAGGAGCCAAUGCAAAUGGCAUCAAACUUUACUGGUUUCCAAGAAGAUCCUUUGGUGGAUAAGCUCAGGACUCAGCUAGGCGUAAUUCACCCAAUUCCUGCACCUCCAAUAAAUAGGAACGUUGCAGGUCUUUUUGUGUUCUUUUUCUUUGUUGGGGUUGUUUUUGAUAAAGUUUGGACUUCGAGGAGGAGAGAUAAAUCAGGGCGUAAUUCUCAGCCUGGUACAUGGCCUCAAGUGCCUACAAGCUUUUCAUUGUUCCUUGAGAAGGAUCUACAAAGGAAAGAGUCUGUCGAAUGGGUGAACAUGGUUUUGGGAAAACUAUGGAAGGUCUACAGAGCAGGAAUUGAGAAUUGGCUCAUUGGAUUGCUUCAGCCUGUUAUUGACAACCUGAAGAAACCUGACUAUGUGGAAAGAGUUGAAAUAAAGCAGUUCUCACUAGGGGAGGAACCAUUGUCGGUCCGGAAUGUUGAGCGUAGAACUUCUCGCCGUGUUAAUGAUUUGCAGUACCAGAUAGGCCUCCGAUAUACAGGUGGUGCUCGGAUGUUGUUAAUGCUCUCGCUGAAGUUUGGCGUUGUCCCCAUAACUGUGCCAGUUCGUGUUCGGGAUUUUGAUAUUGAUGGGGAACUAUGGGUCAAACUGCGGCUGAUACCAUCAGAGCCAUGGGUGGGUGCAGUCUCAUGGGCAUUUGUCUCACUUCCAAAGAUAAAGUUUGAGUUAUCACCAUUUCGUCUCUUCAAUCUUAUGGCAAUUCCUGUUCUUUCAAUGUUCUUGACUAAACUUUUGACAGAGGAUCUGCCUCGGCUCUUUGUACGUCCGAAGAAGAUUGUCCUUGAUAUCCAGAAGGGGAAAGCAGUUGGUCCUAUUCCAAAUUAUUUCAGAACUGGAGAAAUUCAGGAAGGAAACAAAGAUUUUGUUGGAGAACUAUCAGUGACUCUUGUAGAUGCUCAAAAGCUUGCCUAUGUUUUCUUCGGAAAGACAGAUCCUUAUGUUGUUCUAAGCUUGGGGGAUCAAUUAAUCCGUAGUAAAAAGAACAGUCAGACCACUGUCAUUGGGCCACCUGGAGAGCCAAUUUGGAAUCAGGAUUUUCAUAUGCUUGUCGCAAAUCCGAGAAAACAGAAAUUGUACAUUCAAGUGAAGGAUUCCCUUGGGUUCACAGAUUUGACCAUAGGUACAGGGGAGGUUGAGCUAGGAUCUCUUCAAGACACUGUGCCGACCGACAGAAUUGUUGCACUGCAAGGAGGUUGGGGAGUUUUCAGAAGGGGAUCUUCUGGAGAAAUAUUACUUCGACUAACAUAUAAAGCAUAUGUUGAGGAUGAAGAGGAUGACGGGACUGAGGCAGAGUCCAUAGACACAGAUGCUUCUGAUGAUGAGAUGUCAGACACUGAUGAAGCAGAUGUGUCGUCCGAACGGCGCCAAUGGGAAUCCUUAGAGGGGAUGGAAAAAGAGCCCUUUAUGGAUGUAUUAGCAGCUUUGCUCGUUAGUGAAGAAUUUCAAGGGAUAGUGUCCUCUGAAACAGGGAACCCCAAGCUUUAUGAAAAUGCUACAAACCCAGAAUUAAUUGCAUCAAGAUCAGGUGGUCGUACUGCCAACUCGGAUGGUGGUUCUGGAUCUGCUUUAGUAUGGCUUACAGUGAUUACAAGUGUAGCAGUUCUAAUAGCUAUCAAUGUUGGUGGUUCGAGCUUCUUCAAUCCAUGAUGGGCUCCCUAUGCACUUUGGAAGAACCUUUCUUCAGUGUUCUACUGGACUAGAUUGAGAUGAAAUCUCACUUGUAGCAGGAUUUGAAGACACAACUUGGUUGCAUUCACUACCAACUGUAUCUAUCCUUCAUCCAUUUUAUGUAGAGUCAUAUGGUUACUGGUAGUGGAAUUUGUUCCACGGCAGAAAAUUUUGAUUUUUUUUCCCAGCAAUCAUAAGUUGAAAUCCCUAUGUAAAUUGUUCAUAUUAUUGUAGAUGAUGCCCAAUUUAGGGAUCUCAAACAGUUUUACUGAUAUGCAAACUAAAAAAAGAGGAUUAAUAAAUGAGCUUGUUAGAGAGAUUA